AUGCCGCGCAAAUUGCUCAAGUUCCUCAUAGUAUUUGAUAACACUUCAUUGUUAUAUUUUCCGGGGCAAUUCUUGUCUGGGAAAGUGUUAAUGGAACUGCAAGAUGACACACCUGUGUUAGGUCUCCACUUCCAUGUGAUUGGUGAGGGUGUGGUGCGAGUUGGGUCAGGCAGACAUGAGAGACUGUUUGAUAAAGAAAAUUACAUAGACUUCAGGAUGAGACUACUUGGAGAACCAGGUCACAGCACAUCAGUCCUAUCGCCUGGUAUACACAGCUUCCCAUUCAAGCUGGGCCUGCCAAUGGGUUUACCCUCCACAUUCCUCGGCACUCACGGCUGGGUCCAGUACUACUGCAAGGCAGCUCUCAGGGAACCCAACGGUCUGACACACAAGAAUCAACAAGUCUUCAUUGUGAUGAACCCUAUUGAUCUUAAUUUGGAACCACCGGUUUUAUCUCAACAGUUCGAAUGCAGCGUAGAACACAGACUGGGUGUCGGGUGCGUGGGCGGGGGCACGGUGUCCUGCGCCGUGUCACUAGACCGCGGGGCCUACGUGCCCGGGGAGAGCAUCAUGCUCACUGCCACACUGGUGAACAACUCUAGGACCACUAUCAAAGCCACUAGGGCAGCUCUUACAGAGACGAUCCAGUACUCAGCUCACGGCAAAGUAGCCGCGAAGGAGGUUCGUGAACUAGCAUCACUGUCGCACGGCAAGACCCGAGCUGGUGACAGUGACGUGUGGCGCCAUGAGCUCCUCUACGUACCGCCGCUGCCUCCCACCAACUUGCGUGGCUGCCAUCUCAUCUCUGUGCAGUAUGAUGUCUUCUUCAUAAUCGAGCCGAAGAGUUUGGAGAAGGAAGUGAAGCUGCAGCUUCCAAUCCUGAUAGGUACGUAUCCGUUCCGCGAGGAAUCAGAUGAGCCGCAGCCUCCGACGCACUACCCCAGCACGCUGCCCAUCUUCCGCGCCUGGCUACACGACAAGCCCGCACACUGA
Messenger RNA from Spodoptera littoralis (African cotton leafworm), 993 nucleotides. The record is from the annotation of a GenBank genome assembly. NCBI's taxonomy places the organism in Eukaryota, Metazoa, Arthropoda, Insecta, Lepidoptera, Noctuidae.